AUGUAUAUUUGGGGUAUUCUCUAUGCACUGUGCUUGGCUGUAAAAGAGACCGUGCAGAAGGAGAGCGCAUGCAUUUUCAUUCUGUGCAGAAACAGCGACAUAUCUGGGCUCAAGCCAACAAUAACGAAAUUCGAAAAAUACUUUAACAAAAAAUACCAGUACCCAUAUGUUCUAGUGAAUGACGUCCCGUUCACUGAAGACUUUAAAAAAGAAUUUACAUCACUCACAGGAAACACAGUGGAAUUUGGAAUAAUUCCCACUGAGCAAUGGAGCUAUCCCGUCUGGAUCGAUAAGAAGAAGGCCAAGGAAAGAAGAGAUAAAAUGCAAAAAGACAAUGUGUUGUAUGGCGGGAGUGAAUCGUAUAGACACAUGUGCAGAUACUUUUCUGGGUUCUUUUUUAACCACCCACUCACUGCAAAGUAUCAGUACUACUGGAGAGUAGAGCCAGACACGUCCCUUCACUGUCCAAUAGAGUAUGACGUGUUUGAGUACAUGCGCAUAAACAAAAAGAAGUACGGAUUUACAAUAGCACUCUAUGAGUACCCACAGACAGUGGCUUCUUUAUGGAAAACUGUUCAGCAGUUUAUUUCCUCAUACAAUACAUUUUAUAAGCCUGGUGACUACUGGACAAUAAUAGAGCCAAUUAACCUACACAGGUUCAUCACAGAUGAAAUGUAUACGCAAUACAAUAUGUGCCACUUUUGGUCUAACUUUGAAAUAGCAGACUUUUCCUUCUUCAGAAGCAAGAAAUACAGAAUGUUCUUUAACUACCUAGACAGAUCAGGCGGAUUUUUCUAUGAGAGGUGGGGAGAUGCUCCUGUCCAUUCAAUCGCAGCCUCUAUAUUCUUAAAUAGCAAAGAAGUCCACUACUUUGAAGACAUUGGGUAUACUCACCCGCCAUUUACACACUGCCCACAUCCUUCCCUUCAAAAAUCUGCCUGUGACUGCAAUGCUUUUACUUCAGUGUCCAUUACUAUGCCUCAGUGUAUAAGUCUGUAUAAAAAAGUAAGUAAACUAACAAGUAAUCAAUAAUACCAAGAGUGCAUAUAUGCUUUAUAUACACUCAGAUAUACACUCUUAUAUUCUUGUUCUGUUAAACU
Messenger RNA from Nematocida parisii ERTm1, 1100 nucleotides. RefSeq lists its product as uncharacterized. Gene Ontology annotation, cellular component: Golgi apparatus; membrane. Lineage: Eukaryota; Fungi; Microsporidia. Gene Ontology annotation, biological process: protein N-linked glycosylation; protein O-linked glycosylation; cell wall mannoprotein biosynthetic process. The transcript has a single exon. Gene Ontology annotation, molecular function: alpha-1,2-mannosyltransferase activity. The coding region runs from base 1 to 1032 and encodes 343 amino acids. The record is from RefSeq and is a predicted model, not a curated record.